Molecule: messenger RNA, 1994 nt
Organism: Postia placenta MAD-698-R-SB12
Lineage: Eukaryota; Fungi; Basidiomycota; Agaricomycetes; Polyporales; Adustoporiaceae
Exons: 5
Coding region: 1-1761 (586 amino acids)
Source: RefSeq, a predicted model, not a curated record
AUGAAGCCCGUCCAUACGCGCAUCUACGCGGCUCUUCCUCGCGUCGCGCCUGCCCCCGCCUGCGCGCCGUCCUCCUCGCGCGUACGCUCUAACUCCGCCUCCUCAGCCCGCUCACUCUUCACUGUCCCCUCCUCGCACGGGCCCCUCCCCUUCUUCGACUCGCCGCCCGCCCCAUCGCGCCCAGGUAGCUCCCACUUACCUCUCACACGUUUUGUCGCCGAAGUCAAGGCCGAGCUCGAGGGCCACACAGAUGUCUCGCACCCUCAAUCACAUGGCGCACCCCCGCCGUACCCGCUUGCGCUCACUUCCGCCCCUUAUGACAGCCCAUCGAACCCGUCCACGCCAUUCAAGCCGUUUUUUCCUUACCAGUCGUUUGUUCCCGCCGCCGGCCCCACUGCCAAGGCGACGGGCGACGCAGCCGUGGAACGGCAAGCGAAGCAACAGCGCACCCGCUACCAUCUCGAUGUAGGCGCGUAUGGGAUCCCCAAGCGGUCGCACGGAGUGUGCGUAGCCGGUCGUGAUGGACACGGCAAACUGGGCCGCAAAGAAUCGUUCUGUGAAAGCAUCGAACCCUUGACUGGUGCAGUACAAGUGGGCGAAGACGCCUACUUUGUGCGCGACAACGCCAUGGGCGUUGCAGAUGGCGUCGGAGGCUGGUCUAAGAUGCGCCGGCAGGGCAAAGGCGUGGAUGCGGAGCCGUCUGCUAGUGCUUUGUUUGCGCGCCGCCUGAUGCACUAUUGCUCAGAGGAAGUAGAUGCCGCGAGCGCCAUUAAUGACGCGAAUUUGUGCUCUAUGGAAGACCUUGAGUCUGAUGAUGUAUAUGCACAGCUCGAAGACUCGCUAGAGGAGCUCGAGGAGGGCCUGGACGUCCUCAUGAUUUUAGAGAGGGCGUAUGAGAAGACCAUUCAAGCUCAUGUCACUAGACCAGAGGUGGCUUCUUCGGAGCCCAUAACCGACACUAGUCUUCACACGACCUCAAAUGGACUGCAUACAUCCAAUGGCGCUGCAAAUACUCAGUCUAAGGCUGACACACCGUCUGCCUCAUGGGCGUCGAUUCUCUCCCCAACCCCAAAGCAGGCGCCAGCCACCACGCCACUACUGGCAGGCUCGUCAACAGCCCUGGUCGCUAUACUGGAACACACGUCUGCACCUCCACCGCCGCGCCGGAAAUCAACGCUGUUUUCACCGCAGCCGCGACAUGUCGAUGAUGCCGUACAAAUGGCUGAUCGCGGCGCCGUCAUCAAAAUUGCACACCUCGGGGACUGCAUGGGCAUGCUCAUCCGCGGCGAAGAGAUUGUCUGGAGAACUGAGGAGAUGUGGUGGAACUUCAACACCCCUGUCCAACUCGGACCCACGUCACCCACACGCCCGCGCGACGCGCACGUUUUCACCAUCCCUGUCGAGGCAGACGACAUACUCAUCCUCGCGAGCGACGGGUUGAGCGAUAACCUCUGGGACGAAGACGUCCUCGACGAGGUUGUGCGUUUCCGGCAGCCCUACCUCGCACAGGGCGGCAUGGCUGCGCAGGGUGUGUUCUGCCAAAGCACGCUCGCGGCGAUGCUUAGCGAGGCGUUAUGCUCGCGCGCCCACUGCGUGGCUGAACAUAAGGCGCGCAAAGGCGCGCCAACGCUUGAGGCAGAGGAGAUCCCAUUUGCGCGACGCGCACGAGAAGAGGGCAGGUCCUUCCAUGGCGGCAAGCCGGACGAUAUCUCCGUUCUUGUCGCUAUCGUCUCCCCCGUUGCUUCCUCGGGCGUCGCAUAGAGCGUUAAUCUUCCCCUAACGGAGAUACGCCUCUUGUAUAUAUAUGCUACUGUUGUCAUCAUAGUCUGCAUGGAAACCCAUCUGCAUCUGUAGUACUCUCAUACUGCAUCUUACUGCAUCUUUGCAAUAUCUUAUUCACUUGGUCGAGGAGAUCUACGAUGUCUCUAACGUGUUGUUCCCGCGUACCUCGCUAGGAGAAACAUCCAAUAGCAAUACAUUCAUUGUACAGAAGU